AUGAACAGUACCCAAGGAAUAGAAUGGAUUAAAGUAACCUCGGUUGAGGAAACCAAUCCCAUGAACAGUACCCAGCACUAUGUUAGAACUGAAAUCGAUGAUGGUGGCGGCGGCUUUAAUUUUAGUAUAGGUGAUGAUGGUGAUGGCUUUGAUUCACGUAAAAACAUCGAAGGAGGUGGUGCUUGUGAUAACAGUAAAGCGACAAGGGGUGAUGGUUGGAUUCACGUCAUAGAGAUGAUGAAGGGGAUCGACAAUUUAGGGGGCGGUGGUGACAAUGGAGAACAUUGGUGGUUGACGGUGGGCGAUUCUUUCCCUUCUACUCUCUUCCUUGGUGGUGGUUGA
Messenger RNA from Lactuca virosa, 342 nucleotides. The record is from the annotation of a GenBank genome assembly. Lineage: Eukaryota; Viridiplantae; Streptophyta; Magnoliopsida; Asterales; Asteraceae.